Molecule: messenger RNA, 1545 nt
Organism: Formica exsecta
Lineage: Eukaryota; Metazoa; Arthropoda; Insecta; Hymenoptera; Formicidae
Product: odorant receptor 13a-like
Exons: 9
Coding region: 146-1480 (444 amino acids)
Biological process (GO): sensory perception of smell; detection of chemical stimulus involved in sensory perception of smell
Cellular component (GO): plasma membrane
Molecular function (GO): odorant binding; olfactory receptor activity
Source: RefSeq, a predicted model, not a curated record
UUGCAUAGAUAUCUAGAAAAAAACUUUACUUGGAAAUUCUGAUCGAUACGCGCGUCAGAAAUUCAUCUCGCUCGUCGACAGGCCUUCAUUCGCGUCACAUUGUAUGCGUUACGAGACAUGACACGUGAAAUUAAAGGUUUCCGAUAUGUGGUAUUUUCACGUGACAUUUUAUUCUUCCGCUGAAACAUCGAUUCGUCCCUCUUUUUGGAAAAUGAAACGAGAGAUGUUGUUGACUGUGCGCCGUCGUAGGCGAAAGGUUUUGAGUAUUCCUCUGAAAAACUAUUAUAUCAUAUCAUUACGGAUUAUGAAGUCCGUUUGGAAUUAUUAUUACAGUAUGACGAAGAGAAUGCUGUUAUUGGUUGGUCAGUGGCCUUAUCAGAGAAGAAAAGAGAGAUUGCUCCGUGUAACUGUGAUGACUAUGAUUUCGCUUUCUAUGAUAGUUCCGCAGAUUGGCAAGUUUAUUCAGUGCGACAGAGAUGUGCAAUGUAUUUUAACGACUAUACCGACGCAUCUAUUUCAAAUUGUGGUUAUAGUGAAACUAUAUGCAUGCCAAUUUAACAAUAGCAAAAUAAAAGAACUCACUGAUCAAGUGUAUAGCGAUUGGGAAAAUUUGGAAAUCCCGGAAGAAUACGAAAUUAUGAAAACUUAUGCUGCAAAAGCGAGACUGUUUUCUUUGAUAUAUACGUCAUAUUAUGCCAUAGCUGCUCCUCUAUUUAUAUUAAUUACCCUUACACCGCAAAUAUUAGAUAUCGUUUUACCGCUCAACGAAUCCCGUCCUAUAUUAUUGCCUUACGAAGCGCACUACUUUGUCCACGAUGACACGGAAUACUUCUUUUACAUUUUCUUCCACGCUCUUGUGGGUAUAAUCAUAGUUUGUGUAGGAUUACUCGCGCACGAUUGUCUGAUCCUGACUUAUAUCGAGCAUGUCUGCAGCAUUUUCGCCGUAGCUGGAUUUCGUUUUGAGAACUUGGCGUGUAGUGAGAAUAUUGAUAUGCCAAAUAAUAAUUUAGAAAACAUUUACAAUCAAAAAAUAGCAUUGUCCAUUCAUACACACUGGCGAGCUUUACAAUUCGCGGAGCUUCUUGCAGAUACCUUCUCUAUAACUUUCAUCAUACAAAUAUUGAUAAUUACCGUAACGAUGAGCGUUACCUUGUUAAAAAUCGCAGGACAAUCAAACGACAAUAUGGAAGUAGCGAGAUACAUAGCGUAUGUUGUUGGACAAUUGAUUCAUUUAUUCUGCUUCAGUCUGCAAGGACAAAGACUGAUAGAUCACAGUCUACAAAUACGUGACAAGAUAUAUAACGGCUUCUGGUACAAAAUACCUGUGAAAUCGCAAAGGAUGCUUCUACACGUGAUGAGAAAGUGUUUGCAGCCAAAUUUUUUGACCGCUGGCAAGAUUUAUAUUUUUUCCCUCAAGAGCUUCACUACGGUACUACAGUCUUCGAUGUCGUAUUUUACCGUACUCGCAUCCUUCGAAUAAUCAAUAAUCGAUAAUUGCUCCUGGAUAGUAUUUCUAUAUAAACAUAAUAAUGUCAUGACAUAGAC